GGUGGAACAAUUACAUUAAGGACCGUGUCCUGGUGGGGAAACAAUUCGAGGACGGACCUAUGAGUCCCAAACAUCCGGCAACAACACCGGAAUUAAAAUGGAAAGAUUAUUACUUUUUUUUUAUUAUUAUUAUCUUGAGUGAACGUUCUUCAUUGUAAAUACAUCAGUCGAUCGUUUAUUCAUAGUAACUGUGACGAAGUGAACACAUGAUGUCGGGAAAAGGACGUUCUGCGACGGGAUCUGAUCGGUUUGAAUACCUGCAGACACUUGUCACGGAGUUUCAGGACACUGACAGUGAUGGUACGCUAGCUAAUGCAGCAGAGUAGGCUAUAUCAUGGUUAAUAUAAUGUGUAGACAUUGGUGUAGCAAAUGUUUUAGAAGGCACAAGCCCUGGUAAUGAUUUGGUGGAUGAUAUACCUCCUGUUUGAUGUUUGGUAAUAUUCUAGCUAAAUCUUACUACACCAUAUAUAACUAACUGUGCUUCAUUUGACCAUGUGGUUGGCAUUAGCUAACAUUACUAUCGAAUUGGUCACUUCUUCUAGAGGCGAAAGAGCAAGUGUUGGCCAACUUGGCCAACUUUGCCUACGAUCCGAGGAACCUGGAGGACCUGAGAACCCUUCAGGUUAUUGAACUCUUCUUGGACAUGCUCACAGAGGAAAAUGAGAACUUUGUGGAGUUUGGGAUAGGUGAGUAUGGCACAAGUGACACUAGUUGUGAAAUACAUAAGAUCAUGUUUAAAUGAUACAUACAGUAUAUCAACAUUCCUUAAUCCAGAUGUUCAAAAGGAGAAUCUCUCCAUAACAGAGUGCUUCUGUUCAUUCCCAGGCGGUCUAUGUAACCUGAGUAUGGAUCGGGAAUGCCGUGACCAGAUCCUGCAGAGCGAAGCUCUCCCCCUGGUUACGGGAUGCCUGUCCAGCCGGCGAGAGGAGACGGUGCUGUCUGCCAUCACCACGCUUAUGAAUCUCACCACUGCUGCAUCACGCUCCCAAACCACCGACACCGCAGUGCUACAGUGCAUGCUGCGCUUCUCCAUCUCCCAGAGCCCACGCCUGCGUAACCUGGCCUCUGUGUUCCUCCAGGACUGCUGCACUGAGGAGCAGGUGGCCAGGGCAGAGGCACAGAUGCAGGGACACCAUCCUACAGCACUGGGGAUCCCCCUGCCUAAGGACUAGGCUAGUCUGGAGACAUGAUCGCUAGAUCUGAUGUCUGAUCUCUGAGAAAUACACUGAGUGUACAAAACA
Molecule: messenger RNA, 1241 nt
Organism: Coregonus sp. 'balchen'
Lineage: Eukaryota; Metazoa; Chordata; Actinopteri; Salmoniformes; Salmonidae
Source: the annotation of a GenBank genome assembly